AUCCCACAUCCCUCCUUGCCUCAGUGUAUCGGAUCACGGUAAUACUGAAGCGCUAUUUGCAAUGUCUCCUGCACGGGCACGGGCUCUUCUCGGGCUCCUGAUCACACUGUGCACCCAGAGCGCAAUACUGUCGGGUUCAAAGCCAUUGCCACCACGUAAUGUGAAGCUGACAUCAGUAAAUAAGGGCUUAAAAGUCACAUGGGAUCCACCCAGUGAGCUGGAUGGACGGCCAGUAGAAAGUUACAGCAUUGGCUAUGGGAAGUCCAUGAAGUCAUUACACUUUGUCACUGUGGACAAGAACAGACGGUCCGAGACACUAGAGGACCUAGAGCCUGGAGUCCUGCAUUUUCUCAAGAUGAGUGCAGAGAAUAAGGAUGGGAUGAGUAAACCUGUCUACAGGGCAGAGACUCCAGGAGGGGGAGAGUGGGUGAAAUUGGAUGGCUUUGCUGUCGAGCCUUUUAACAGAUCCUCUCCAGGCAGAAUGGUGUCUAUAUCUUCAUCUCAAAUUAAUCCACGGCCCCUGGCUCAGAGGACAGCUCUUGGACAACAGAGGGCCCCACAGUCAUCCUCCGGACCAGAACCCCCUCAACAAAGAGGACACAUCCCUCUCCGAAGCCAAAACAAACACAGAGUAGACCUCAGCCAGCACCAAGCAGACCAGCGUAAUGCUAACAAGCCCAGAUUGGCCUCUGAGUCCAUCUAUGUGGUAUCACUGCAGGCACCCAGAGCCCAGGAGAGGAGUGCACCCAUCAACACAGCUGUUCUGAGUAAAAAAGUCACCACAGAUCCAGAGUUUGUGGAUGAAGUAGAGGAUAUCACAGUUAGAGUUUUGUCUCCUCAGUCUAUGGUUAUCACAUGGGUCGAUCCACUUAUUGAAAAGAAGAAGGAAAUUCCAGGUGGAUCCAGGCAUUACACAGUGAAAUAUAGAGAGAAAGGAGAAUCUGCUCGAUGGGAAUACAAGGACACCCCUCAGAGACGCCUCUUGAUUGAAACACUCUCUGCAGACAGCAUGUAUGAGUUCUCUAUUCAAAUCUCUUUAGGAGACCAGAAGGGAAAAUGGAGUGCAUCUGUGUUCCAAAGAACCCCUGAAUCAGCUCCCUCUGGCCCUCCAGAAAAUUUUCAGGUGAAGCCACUUAGAGGGAAAGGUACUGCCGUUACAGCAACCUGGGAUCCGCCUGAGCAAACCAAUGGACGAAUAAGAGAGUACAUCCUUUCCUAUGCUCCUGCUAUGAAACCAUUUGGCACAAAGUCAAUUACAUACCGUGGCACCACCACCUCUGCUACUAUAGAUGGACUUACACCAGGUGACCGUUACAUCUUCAAAAUCCGUGGAGUCAAUAGGAAGGGGCAAGGACCACAGACUAAAGCCAUUAUCGUUGCAAUGCCUGCAUCCAGCAGCCACAAGACCAGUCAAAGUGCCUCCAAGACAUCAUCAUACAAUAAAUCAGACAAACAGGAGUCAGAAAAUCAGGAUGAGAUGGAAGAGUCAAACAUGCAGACCACAACUCCAGCCCCACCCACUAAUCGAAAGACACGCCCUCUUUCUCAAACAAGGUCCUAUCACAGCAUCUUCUCAUCUGUUAGGGGUUCUGUCAGAAAUGGAGGUUCUAACUCAAGGCCAAAAUUACACUCAUCAUCCACUCAUACCAAAGAGGGAAAUAAAGAUGAGGAAGAGAGGCCAACAGACAGUCCAACAGAUGAGGAAAUAGGAGCAAAUGAGGCAAUUGAGGACACAAAACCAGAGAGCAGCAACAAUGUUUCACCACCACAAAUUAAGGAAGAUUCAAAAUACUCACCUGACAAUAUGGAAUUAAACCCAAAAAGAUCCAAUCAGUCACCAAGACCAACACAAUCAAUUUUAAAAACAUCUUCAACUGACUCCCUCCAUAAAAUAUCAGAGGAUCAACGGCCUUCUUGGACACCUCGCACUUCCUCAAUUGUCGAUAUUAGCCAAAUAAGAAGGCCUAAUUCUCGCACCCAUGGUUCUCGAUCAAGGACGCCAAAUGAAGAUUCUUCCAGCUUAUUGACCAACCAAGAGUCUGCAGCUACAAGAAAGGGCUUAACUGCAGUCUCCUAUCCUCAGAGAAAGGACUCAUCCAACCAGAUAAGUGUUACUGACAAGACAUCGGUGCCCUCGCCUCAGGAAACCACACCUGAAACAGAGAAAGAUUCAGCAUCAUCUUCCGCCAGCACUAAUUCAUCUUCCACCUCAUCUGCAUCGUCUUCUUCUUCCUCUUCAUCAUCAUUACCAUCAUCUUCAGCAUCAUCUUCAGGUACAAGAAGAAUUUCCUCCCCAUCAAGUCGAGUCACAAGUUCAGGAUCUGGUUCCACAUACCCUAAUAGCAGAAGAGUUGGAAUUUCAACUAGAGCUCAUAGAUUUCAACGACAGCGCAAAGCUGAUUCAUCAUCAUCAUCAUCAUCAUCUAUGUCUUCACAAUCCACACUGCCAACAGGAACUGGGAUUUCUGACAGUAGUGAUAGCCACUCAACAAGCCUCCACAAUAAAACAGAGCAUGUGAGCCAUCAUAACAACCAAAAGAACACAGAGAUAGACACAAUAAAGGAUGUUCAACCAGCUGCUUCUGACCAAACCAAAACCCCCCAUUUGGAUACAACUAAAGAGGAACAAAAUGAAAAUUCUGAUAACAGAGAAGAGAAAAAAAAAAUGAAUGGUUCUACUUCCCAGACUUCUCCAAGGAUUAACCCCUCUAUAACAAGGCAAAAUUCAUCUUUUCCAAUACCAAACCGAAAUUCUAAGAUAGUUACAGGAAUUCGCAGACAAGUUGGCAGGACACCGUGGAGUAGGACUGCUUCUUCUGUAGGUGCAGGAAGGCCAAUUAUUAAUAGACUUCCUCCACAUACUACUGCUUUGAGCAUUCAGCACACUAAUGAUAAAGCCAAAGCUUCCCCCACAACAUAUCCCUCCAAGCCUGGGGUUGAUCCUGUUUCAAAUAAGCAUAAUAUGUUCAGAGAAACUGUUUCAACAAAUGUUGCAAUAAGUUCCAACAAUCCCAGUAAUAAUGGACAUUUAAAAAUUAGCAAUGAUCAUGAAGGUGAUUAUCUUUAUGAGGAAAGCAAGGAGACAUUUGAGAGGCAAAGUAAAGAUGCUGUCCCAACUGCAGCACCUAAAACUACUACAACAGCUGUGAGUGAAACUCACAAACCUGUCCAAAAGUUUGAGAAUGUGGAUAGGGAGCCAAGUUCUGUAAGUACCAGUGUUAAGUCACUUUCAUCAGUUCCUCAAAGAGUUCCUCUUUUGGGUUCUAAAGGAAGAGUGCGCUCACCUGUGGUAGCAAGUCGGCUGAAAGGGUCACGGCUUCCCAGUCGGGUGUACCCAGUACAACACAGAAGACUGGGCUCUGCUUCCACACCUGUUACUACAUCAUCAUCAUCUUCUUCCUCCUCUCAAAACAGUCCAGCAGAAUCACCCCAUAUUUUAGAUCGAGACACAGGUGUUGACAGUAAUACUAAUGUUAGGUUGACCCCUGAUUCAGUUUUUCACUCUAUUGGGAAUAAAUCACCUGAGUCUCCAUCUUCUUCAUCUCGGAAUCCAGUGGUGGGAUCAAGGCUGCGUUCUGUUUCAAAAGAAAACACCCCAGUUAAUGGCUACAAACACAGUUAUGGAAAAGGCAAAAAUGGACGGCCGAAUCUGACAGCUGCAAAUGGAAAAGUAUCGUCAACAGCUAAUGUCAGACAUAUCACAGGUCCUGAUGGAACAAAAUGGGUUGUAGAUCUGGACAAGGGUGUCUUAAUGAAUGAAAAUGGAAGAGUUCUUCAAGAUUCAAGUGGUAGACCAAGAAAAGUGAUACUUGGAGAAGAUGGCAAGACUAUUUUUGAUGACCAGGGCAGCCCACUGGUCAACCAGGAAGGAUUAGCAUUAUUUGGUCACGGAAGGGACAGUCGGCCUGUUGUUAACCCCAGUGACAAGUACCUAACAGUGGGAGGAAAGCCUGUUGUAGGCUUGGACCGCCCUAAACCUAGGAUUCCUACCACAUCAACAACUACAACUACAACUACAACUACAACUACAACUACAACUACAACUACAACUACAACCACACCAGAACCGACAACUGAACCCACAACAACAGAAAUGGUAACAGAAACUUUGGAGCCAACAACAUUAGCUGCUGAGCCUACAUGUCCACCUGGACUGUACUCACGAACGGAUAAGAAUGGUUUCCCAAUAGUGGAUGCUGAUGGAAUACUUAACUGCUACUCUGAAGAUGAGUUUUUUGUGAUGACCACCACAAUCUCAAGCCCUACGACAACACAAGCCCCCACUCCUGAGACACGGCCAUUCAACAACACCCCUUCCUCAGAGUUUGAUGUUGCUGGCAAGAAACGCUUCACUGCUCCAUAUGUAAACUACAUCAGUAAGGAUCCUGGAGCUCCCUGCUCGCUGACAGAGGCACUGGAAUACCUGCAAGUGGAUGUCUUGGCAGACUUGAUGGAGAAGGACCAGCAGUCAUCCAAUCAAAAGCAGCCACCCAAGAACAAGCCCCAUAAUGUCACUGUGGUUGCUAUGGAGGGCUGUCACUCCUUUGUUAUUUUAGACUGGGCACGCCCACUUCAAGAUGACAUGGUGUCAGGCUACAUGGUGCACAGUGCCUCCUAUGACGACGUCCUGAAUAACAGGUGGUCAAGCAAAUCCUUAAGUGGAACACACCUUCCUGUUGAAAACCUCAAGCCUAAUUCCAGGUAUUACUUCAAAGUUCAAGCAAAAAACAUCUUUGGGUUGGGGCCACUUAGUGAAACUUUAACAUAUGUAACAGAGUCAGAUGACCCCCUUCUCAUAGAGAGACCCCCAGGUGGGGAGCCUAUCUGGAUCCCAUUCUCAUUUAGGUUUAACCCUGCCCACAGCUCCUGUAAAGGAAGUCAGUUUGUCAAGCGCACCUGGUAUAAGAAGUUUGUAGGUGUUGUCCUCUGCAACUCAUUGCGUUAUAAGAUCUUCAUGGGAGAUGGACUGAGAGAAACAUUCUUCAGCAUUGCUGAUACAUUUGGCCAUGGAGAGGACCACUGCCAGUUUGUGGACUCAUAUUUAGAUGGAAGGACAGGACCACACAAUCUCUCCCUCUUCCUACCCACAGCUCAAGGUUAUUAUCGUUCGGAUAGACAAGAGCCAGUUAAUUUUGGUGCCAUCGGCAGAAACACACCAUUUCCUUUCGUAGGAUGGUAUGAGUGUGGAGUUCCAAUCCCCGGCAAGUGGUAAUGGGAAAAAAUCCAAAAGGACAAUUCCUCAGGCAAUAUGUUCUCCCCUUUAUUUAUCAGCCAUUCACAGAGGUGAACUAUUUCUCACCAUGUCAACAAAACCUAAAUCAUAUAGCAACAGCUUCUGAUCAAAGGAAUAUAGUACUUUGAGUAACACUAAUAUUUCUACAUAUUCGAUAUCAAGCACUUUUUUUUUUUAAAUAAGUCUGUAUAUGAGGAAAUUGCAGCAUGUGUAUUGAGUUUAUUAACAGUGGUUUUGUUUUUGUUGUUGUUUUUUUUUAUGUGUUCAGUCAUUCCAGUUGUUUCACAUUCAAUUCCGUACCAGAAUAUUUAUCUUACAGUAACUUCAAAGAAACACAGUAGGCUACUUAAAUAUCAAAGCACAAAAUGUAAUUACAAAUACAUUUGUGUGAAUCUACACAACUUAAAGAUGAUAUAUGCAAUGAUGUAACAAAUUUUCUGUGAGUUAUGUGUGCUGUUGUUUUAUAAUUCUUUUAUAGUUUUUUAUUUUGUUUGUUUGUUUGUUUGUUUUUACCAAAGGUUGUCAUGGAAGUAUUGCCCAUAUUAGGGCAGAUGAAAAAAACAAACAAUUUUAUUUACUCAGGAAUGGUUACAAUUUGAAUAAAGGUGCUAUAGAGAGAAUUUUUAA
This is a messenger RNA of Xyrauchen texanus (razorback sucker), 5860 nucleotides long. Its product is annotated as fibronectin type III domain-containing protein 1-like. The coding region runs from base 62 to 5212 and encodes 1716 amino acids. The transcript is spliced from 22 exons. Gene Ontology annotation, molecular function: protein binding. The record is from RefSeq and is a predicted model, not a curated record. NCBI's taxonomy places the organism in Eukaryota, Metazoa, Chordata, Actinopteri, Cypriniformes, Catostomidae.